AUGUCACUCGAUACGCCAAUCAGAGCUAUGUCAUUCAGUUACAACAUGCCCAUUACUACAUACCACAUUCGUGCAUACCUGAAGCCCUUCAUCGCUCUCCGAAAGGCAUGCAUAUACAUCUCGAAGCAUCUGGUCAACUUGAGGUCACUGAUCCUCUUCAUUACCCUUUUGGACAGAGAUCUCGGAAAAGUGCUGAACAACCCGAAAGCCAACUGGAUCCAGUCUUUAAGAUUACUGCGUCCACAGAAUAAGUUCGAGAUCCGCUGCAGUCUCCACGAGUCGAAAUCCCCAGACCAUUCGCCACGUACGGAAGAGCCAAAGGAAAGCCCGAACCACGCAGACGCUGAGAAAUGUCUUGAGAUGCUUCUCAAGCCGGAGGGAUUGUUCGAGCGAGAUCAGACAGAGUUGGCUAAGAGUGAUGUCCGGGGGUUUAUUGAGGUAAUGGAUUGCGAGAUGCAGGCAGGCUUAGGCUGGAUGGAGAUGGAGAGUGCAGAAGGAGUCGUAGAGUAUAGCACUGGGGCUUUCUUACUUGUCGAUGACAGCGUUGCUGUGUGA
Mollisia scopiformis is the source of this 555-nucleotide messenger RNA. RefSeq lists its product as uncharacterized. The record is from RefSeq and is a predicted model, not a curated record. NCBI's taxonomy places the organism in Eukaryota, Fungi, Ascomycota, Leotiomycetes, Helotiales, Mollisiaceae. The transcript has a single exon. Bases 1 to 555 code for a protein of 184 amino acids.